GCCGCGGCGGGGCAGGGCGGGGACUGCCUGCCCGCCUGCGGAAGUGGUAGCGGCUGACCGAGCCUGCUGCUUUCUCGCUACUGCUUCGGCUUCCCGGCUACCCCCCGGACGGAGAGAGCGGCCCGGCUGUGGAUGGUGAGAUAGCUCCUAUCUCCUGCCGCCAAUCCCUGGCCACAACCGGUACGGAGCAGACGGCGGCAGCGGCAGCAGCAGGAGAGGAGGAAGAUGGCGGGACGGCUGCCGGCCUGUGUGGUGGACUGUGGCACCGGAUAUACAAAACUAGGAUAUGCUGGAAAUACAGAACCACAGUUUAUCAUCCCUUCCUGUAUUGCUAUAAAGGAGUCAGCAAAAGUGGGUGAUCAAGCUCAAAGAAGGGUAAUGAAAGGUGUUGAUGACCUAGACUUCUUCAUUGGUGAUGAAGCAAUAGAAAAACCUACAUAUGCAACAAAGUGGCCAAUCCGCCAUGGUAUAGUUGAAGAUUGGGAUUUGAUGGAAAGGUUUAUGGAACAAGUGAUCUUUAAAUAUUUAAGGGCAGAACCUGAAGACCAUUAUUUUCUUUUGACUGAACCUCCACUGAAUACUCCAGAAAACAGGGAAUAUACUGCUGAAAUAAUGUUUGAGUCCUUCAAUGUUCCAGGCUUGUACAUUGCUGUGCAGGCUGUUCUUGCCUUAGCUGCUUCCUGGACCUCAAGACAAGUAGGAGAACGAACGUUGACCGGUACGGUAAUAGACAGUGGAGAUGGUGUCACUCAUGUCAUUCCUGUGGUAAAGCAAUCCUUGGAAACUGCUAAGGCAGUAAAGGAGCGCUAUAGUUAUGUCUGCCCAGAUUUAGUAAAAGAAUUUAACAAGUAUGACACAGAUGGAUCAAAGUGGAUUAAACAGUAUACUGGAAUCAAUGCUAUCUCAAAGAAAGAAUUUUCCAUUGAUGUUGGUUAUGAGAGAUUCUUGGGACCUGAAAUCUUUUUUCAUCCAGAGUUUGCUAACCCAGACUUUACUCAGCCUAUCUCAGAAGUUGUAGAUGAAGUAAUUCAGAAUUGUCCUAUUGAUGUCAGACGUCCUCUCUACAAGAACAUUGUCCUCUCUGGAGGGUCAACCAUGUUCAGGGACUUCGGACGUCGCUUGCAACGAGAUUUGAAAAGAACUGUAGAUGCCAGGCUGAAAUUAAGUGAGGAACUGAGUGGUGGGAGAUUGAAGCCAAAACCUAUCGAUGUACAAGUCAUUACACACCACAUGCAGCGAUACGCAGUUUGGUUUGGAGGAUCGAUGCUGGCUUCCACGCCUGAGUUCUACCAAGUAUGCCACACCAAAAAGGAUUAUGAAGAAAUUGGACCUAGCAUUUGUCGUCACAAUCCAGUGUUUGGAGUCAUGUCGUAAAAUUGACUUCAUAGUUAUUGGGGUUAGGGAGGUGGGGAAGAAAUAAUCUUUCUGAUUACCUGUUUUGUCUGGAUGGCUGGUUUUAAGGUUUUAAACCUGACUUGAAAUAAUAAGACCAAACACAAUUAUACAGGAAUAUUUUAAUAAGUAUAUCAACAUGCGAAUGUAGAGGAGAGCCAAAAUGAUUGUUUUCUUUAGAUUGAAUAUUUGAAUCUUAUGUGUAUCAAAAAAGUGGGUUUUAGUUCUUUCUGUGCCCUGAUAUUUUGUAUAUUAUUGAAUUAUCCGAGAUUUGAUGGGAUUUAUCAGUAUGUAGAUAGCUCUAUAAUGCUUGAAUUGUACACUUUUAAGUGUGCAGUGCAAGAGCUUGUUUAUAUUUCAUACUUUUUAUACUUUGAGGAAAAAAGUCAAAGAAAAACUAGUAUUUGAGUACAAAAAAAGUGACCAAGUAAAGGGUAAAUUAAAAAAGUAGCCUCAUGAGACUUGAUGUACACACAUGCUCAUGGGAUUCCAGUUAUUACAAGUUGCUUCCAUUCCCCUGUGCCGCCACAAUGGUUUUCUUUGCAAGUGCUUUGGAACUAAGAAGCUAGUAUCCUGGAUUAACUGAUGCCUGCUAGUGCUUUCUGAUUACUGCAUUCUGUUUGUUGAUUUAAAGGAAAAGUAAAGACAAGAAUGUUGGACCAGUGUUGCAGUUCUGUAGUGUCAUUUCUUAUUAAAAAAUGAAUAAUUUGAUUACCAGAAUUGGUAUAUUUAAAGCCUGAUGCCAUUCUAAUAAAGGCACAAAUUUCUUUUUAAUACGUGUUUCAAGCUCUUUAAUCUCUUUAUAAGUUAACCAAUAAAUCUAUUUUCUUCAAAUAUCUGCAAUAGUACUUUAAAAUCACAACAGUUGAUUAGCAAGCUGACUUUUUUAUGUGCUCUAAACAAAUAAUUGUGAACUUUUAAUAUGUUGAGUGCUUUCAUUUUGAUAACUGGAUCUCCAUUUGAUAUUUUCAUUUGUAUAACUCAUUUGCAGUCUGAAAAUUUUUUAGUGCCAGUCCCUGACAUAUCAUGGAAAGUUACUUUUCUUUGCAUUUUAAAAUACCUGGAUCAUGAAGAAAAAGUGAUGAAAAUAAAUUAAAACUGAAUUACC
Molecule: messenger RNA, 2500 nt
Organism: Hipposideros armiger (great roundleaf bat)
Lineage: Eukaryota; Metazoa; Chordata; Mammalia; Chiroptera; Hipposideridae
Gene: ACTR3
Product: actin related protein 3
Exons: 12
Coding region: 226-1374 (382 amino acids)
Source: RefSeq, a predicted model, not a curated record